Megalobrama amblycephala (Wuchang bream) is the source of this 3139-nucleotide messenger RNA. Its product is annotated as malignant fibrous histiocytoma-amplified sequence 1. Gene Ontology annotation, molecular function: protein binding. The transcript has 10 exons. Lineage: Eukaryota; Metazoa; Chordata; Actinopteri; Cypriniformes; Xenocyprididae. The record is from RefSeq and is a predicted model, not a curated record. The coding region runs from base 141 to 2609 and encodes 822 amino acids.
AGAUACUGCUGCGUUUUCUUGAAAAUGAAAGUACUGCUCUGUUAAAAGUCCUUCCCUACUCUGCUCCACGGGACAUGAGGAAGUAGAUUACUUACCAGACACACAUAAGAGCGAAAGAGUUUCUUUCGCAUCUCAACAACAUGCCUUCUUUAAAUGGAAAUCAAAACGGCAAUAAAGAAGAUGACUUUUCUGGAAAGAAACUCAAAGCACUUCCCACUGAGCUACUCCAGAGAGGUGGAGAUGCAGUCAAGGUAGAUCUACAGCGUAACAGACUCAAACAAAUCACUGGUAUCUCGCAACUGACAAACCUGAAAGAGCUCAACCUGACCAGGAAUGAGAUCAGUGAUUUCCCAGCGGAGAUUAGAGGGUUACACCAACUGGAGAAACUUUAUAUGAAUCAGAACCUUAUCAAAACCAUUCCAGAAAAUGUCUUUCCAUCCUUGGAGAAACUUCAGUUCCUAAAGUUGAGCACCAAUCGGCUUGAAAAGCUACCUGGGGAUUUGAACAGGUGCCAAGAUCUCACCUACCUGAACCUGUCCAACAACUGCCUGAAGAAUUUGGAUCCUAUUGUGAGUCUUUCACACCUUAAAGAACUUUAUGUCGAGAGGAACCAGUUGACUGAGCUACCAGGCCUUCUCUUUCAAAACAGUAGUUUAACUCUGUUCAAAGCUAAUGGCAACCCUCUUAGAAAGCCCCCUGGGGAGGUCUGUGCUGGGGGAUUGAGAGAUAUCCAGAGUUACUUUUCAAUGCUUGAGGCAAACGCCAAAAAUGUCUGCACUGUGAAGACCAUGUUUCUGGGGACCUCCAUGGCAGGGAAAUCCACUCUGUGCCGCAGUCUGAAGGAGGGUUGCCCUGUACGAGUGGAAGAGGCAGAUCGUACAGUAGGGAUCGAUAUCAGUGAAGUUGACUGGGAUGGCAUCCGUUUUUUCUUUUGGGACUUUGCUGGACAAGAGGAAUACUACAUCACCCAUCAUGUAUUUAUAACAGCUCAAGCUUUUGUUAUACUUGCCAUCAACCUUUCCAGUUACAACAUGGAUGACCAGAGUUUCAAAGAUAAUGUGAGCUUCUGGAUCAAAAAUCUACAACUUAAGGUACCAGACUCAGUGGUCCUGCUUGUGGGCACUCAUGUUGACCAGUGCAAAGAUGAGACUGAGGUGAAUGAAAAGAAAAAACACAUCAAUGAGCGGGUGAAGGCUAUGCUUGAAAUGCAUACAACUAAUUUAGAGCUCCGGAGGAAGAACCUUGAGGAUGACCCCUCUUUGAACUAUGAACAGAUAAAACAGAUCGAAAGACUCACUGAGUACAAACUAAAGGUCCUUGACUUUGUACCUAUAGAUUGCACUAAAAAGGGGGACAUUGACAUACUACUUACUCGCAUCAAAAAGGACGUUUCGAACAAAGACAUAUUCCCCAACAUAGAACAGACAUUACCUAAAUGCUACUAUGAGGUGGAGAAUGAUAUCCAAGACCUUCUGACGACAGAUGACAUUCCAGAGCAUGGAAUUGUGAGUCAAGAUGUGCUCUUGUGGAAACUGAAGAAAAGACACGUUACACUGGACGAUGACAAACUGAAGUUAAUUCUUCAGUAUCUUCACCGAAUAGGUGUCAUUAUGUGGUACAAGGAAAUCCCAGAGUUGGCGGGUUCUGUAUUUGUAAAACCGUCAUUCCUCAUCUCACUGUUCAAGACUAUUGUGAGACAUGACCUAGUCCAGGAGCUGAACAAGAUUACCCCUAUACAGCUGAAGUCAGAAAAUGCACUUGGAAUAGAGAGGAAAAGGUGGAUCAGUGACUAUAAAGACAGAGCAUCCUUAAGCAAUGUGGCUAUUAGGAUUCUGGUGCAGACUGAGCUCCAGAAGGAUUACAGCGAUACUGAUGAAGAGCUAAUUAAGGAGGUUGUUGGGUCCAAAACGAAGGAGGGGAGUCUCCUUUCACUACUAAAACACUUUGAUGUAUGUUUGUCAACCAAACAUAACAAUCCUCUCAAUCCAGAAGCCAACGAAUUCAAUCCAAAGAAAAACUGGGUGGCCUCAAAUCCAUUAGUGUAUGAGCCAGAUGCUUGUCUUUUCCCAAGUUACCUGUCAGACAACAAGCAGGUAGAGCAGAAGUGGGAAUCGGACAAUACAGAGGACCUCAACAUCCAUGUGUACUUCCUACCUGAGAUACCAUAUGGUUUCUUCCACAGGCUUGUCAUCAGGACAUGCUCCUUAUACUCUCCAUACUGGAUAGGAAAAGACCAGUGUAUGCUUUGCAGUGGCAACAAACGCUUUCUGCUCAAAGAAGGCCACGAUGAAGACCAGUUCAUUGAGAUCCGCUGCAAAGAGAGUGACCUUGAAACCUCAGAAGACAUCCAGAAAGCAUGGAGAGUGAUAAGGGAGAUUAUGAGACGACUGAACACACUGACAGAGCAGUGGCAAGGGCUGUACCAGGAAGUCAUCAGUCCCUGCAAGGCCCAGGGGUGUGAUGAAUUCUUUAAAUGGAAUGACUGGAAAGAAUGGUUAGAAGAUUCAGGAGCAAACAAAUUUAAUGUAGGAAUAGAGGACAAACAAACUUGCCGUAAUGGUCACCAACGAAGGACGGAGUUGCUGUUCCCUAAAACUCCUGAUGCCUAGACCUGAAGGGAGGACACAUAUAACAAAUAAUAAUAUAAAAAAUGACUUGACUUGAUGUAAAAGGUAUGAUCCCCACAUCAGACUACAAAUGUGACAUUAAACAGUUUGACUUUUAUGUUACGUUUACAUGAUUCAUGAAUAAUCAACCUGACUGUAAGAACGGAAAAUGUAUACUAAUGUCUUAAUAUUUUCGAGACAGCAAAUUAUAAUGGCUCCAAACCAAUGAUCUAGUAGUCUGCAUCCUAUUUAAUAUAGUUACGUUUUUUUUUUUUUGUUGUUGUUGUCUAGAAUGGACAAUCUAAAAUUAUUUAGGUGAAAAUACACUAGAUUUUUGUAGUCUAAUCUCAGUAAGAAAUUGUUCAGUGGAUAUGUUGUCUUGUACAAACAUAUUGUCACCGCUAGGGGGUGAUCUAUUCAUUUACGUUACACAUUUUGAGAACUACUUGUGGAGGGCUAAAGUAUUGCUGUUGUGGAGUCCUGGCUUUAUCAUGUUAUGAAUUGUUCAAUAAAGUUAUCCAUAUACCAAAGUA